This is a messenger RNA of Trichobilharzia szidati, 420 nucleotides long. NCBI's taxonomy places the organism in Eukaryota, Metazoa, Platyhelminthes, Trematoda, Strigeidida, Schistosomatidae. The record is from the annotation of a GenBank genome assembly.
AUGAAGGACUACAAACACUCUGGAUGUGAUGCUGAUAAUAAUAACAAUAACAGUAAUAAUAAUAAUAUGACGACCAGUCAUGAUGAUAAUGAUAAUGAUGUCAAUUUCCCUGUAUGGGUUGCAUUUCGACAAGGUUAUGUUUCAGGGAAAUUUCUUACCUCACUACCAAAUGGACGAUGUCGUGUACUUAUUCUACCUGGACAAGAAGUAAUCGAAGUGAACACUGAAGUGGUGGAACGUGCAAAUCCUUCAAAUAUGGAUCGUGUGGAUGAUCUUAUAAAAUUACGUUAUGUUAAUGAAUCUAGUGUAACGCAUUCAUUUAUACAACGUUAUGGUUCUGGAUUAAUAUUCACCUAUGCUUCAGGUAUCAAUUUGAUCAGUAUUAAUCCAAUGAUGCCGUUGAAUAUUUAUUCCGACAAA